Molecule: messenger RNA, 1059 nt
Organism: Trichoderma reesei QM6a
Lineage: Eukaryota; Fungi; Ascomycota; Sordariomycetes; Hypocreales; Hypocreaceae
Exons: 3
Coding region: 1-1059 (352 amino acids)
Biological process (GO): transcription by RNA polymerase III
Cellular component (GO): RNA polymerase III complex
Source: RefSeq, a predicted model, not a curated record
AUGUCGUCCUCAACCGCCGGUCCCGCGCGGACCCCCGGGGGCGACGUCGACGCGGCGAAGCUGGCCGUGCUCAAGGAGCUGCUGUACGAGCGAUGCCGCGAAGAGGGCGACAUGUUCUCGCAGGACGACCUGCUGCGCAUGGACGUGAUCCCCAACCGCGACCUGCUGCUGCUGGCGCGCGUGGUGCAGUCGCUCAGCGACGACAAGCUCUUCAUCACGAUGAGGGAGGCGUCGGGCCAGGUGCUGUGGAAGUGGCGCGACAAGCAGGAGGCGCACAAAUACAAGCAGUGCACGACGGACGAGCAAGUCAUGGUCUACUCGCUCAUCGACGACUCCGGCGGCGACGGCAUCUGGACGCAGACGCUCCAGAAGCGGCUCAACAUGCACGACUCGGUCCUCAAGAACGCAAUCAAGCAGCUCCAGGCAAAGGGCCUCAUCGCGCCCUUCAAGAACGUCGAGCACCCCAACAAGAAGAUGUACAUCAAGGCCUCCAUCCGGCCGAGCGACCGCGCCACGGGAGGGCCCUGGUACACCGAUCAGGAUCUCGACGAGGCCUUCAUCGAGGACCUGCAGCGCGUCGUGUUUGACUUUAUCAAGCGGCAGAGCACCUACCACAGCACGCACGGCGGCGCUUCGAGGGCGGCUUCUUCGAAACCGGCACUCCUCCCCUUACCAGCAGGCUACACGGCCUACCCCACCGUCCGCGACAUCGCCCGCCUGCUGUCCUCGAGCGGCAUCACCAACAACACCAUCCUGUCCGAGGGCGACGUCAAGAAGCUCGUCGACGUCCUCGUCUGGGACAACCUCGUCGAGCCCGUCAAGGUCGCCGGCAGGGUCGGCUACCGCGUCUCCCGCAUCGCCCGCCAGUCCGUCGAGAGCUGGGCCGGCCGCGACGACCCCACGGGCCGCGCCGGCGGGCCCGAGCUGUACGUCAGUCCCCUCACCGAGGCGCCCUGCGGCCGGUGUCCCGUCUUUGAGCUGUGCGAGGAGGGAGGCCCCGUCGGGCCGAGCAAUUGCGAGUAUUUCCAAAAGUGGCUGGGCAAGGAGGAUAUUUUCUAA